Dromaius novaehollandiae (emu) is the source of this 2120-nucleotide messenger RNA. It is a transcript of the gene BBOF1, whose product is annotated as basal body orientation factor 1. The record is from RefSeq and is a predicted model, not a curated record. The coding region runs from base 79 to 1809 and encodes 576 amino acids. NCBI's taxonomy places the organism in Eukaryota, Metazoa, Chordata, Aves, Casuariiformes, Dromaiidae. The transcript is spliced from 10 exons.
GCGUGCCACGUCAGCGCGUCCGUGUGACGCGCCCGUCGCGCGCGUUGGACGUCGCAGGCCCGGCGCCGUCCGGUUUCCAUGGGAACGGGCCGCCGCGCGCUCCUCGCUCCGCGGGGCGUCCCCGGGCGGGCGAUGCGCGAGGCGGGAUUGGUGACGCGCGGCCGGUUACCGCGGCAACGGGGCGGCGUCGCCAUGGCGGCGGCCGGGGGCGCGGGGCGCGCGGCGGGCGGGCCAUCGUCGCCGCGCCGUAACGGCUCGUCCUCUCCGCCCGGGGCGGCCCGGGUGUCCCGGGGGGAGCGGGCCAAGGCCGGCGCGGCGCUAUGGGAGGCGCGGCUGGCGGUGACCGAGGCGUCCCGGGCCGAGUACCGCGAAGCCGCCCGUCUGAUGGCCCAGAGCAACGCGGAGCUGCUGUGGCGGCAGCAGCACCUGGAGAGGGAGACCAUGGCCGUGAUGAGCUUCCUCAGGAAGCAGGACCAGGAGAAGGCGGAGGAGACUGAGAAACUGAAGCAGCAGCUGAUUGAUUUGAAACAGCAAGCGCAAGAAGAGAACAAGAAACUGGCAGACCAAUACACCCAACAAGUAAAAGAACUGGAGGAGAAAUUUCAGAAAAAAAUCAGAGAAAUUGGCCUAAUUCAGUUAGAACUGAGUUUAAUAAAAGAGUUCCGCAGGAAAAAAGCGGUUAUGGAGAAAGAGCUGGAAGAUUUAAAAGAGAGAAUGGAGACCUCAAACAAGAGACAUGAGGAAGUGGUUGUGAGACUGGAGAAGAGGUUCUUUGAAGAAAAGAAAAGACUAGAAAAAGAUGCUGAGAAGAAAGUAAUAAUGAUGACAGAGACUGCCCAUCGUGAGGCUGUUUUGCAGUUGAACAGCACUGGGAGAGAGGUGUUUAAGGAGAAUGUUCAUCUUCAUGAUGCUUUCACUUGCCACUUGAAAGAGGCAACAGAAUUGCAAAAAAUCAAGCAGAAGUUAGAGGAGGACAAAACUCUUCUGUUACAGGAGAAGGAAACCAAUGAGGGUUUGAUUCGGGAAAAGAUCCUACAGAUCAAUCAGCAGAAAGCACAGAUUGGAGAUCUGCAGCAUAAAGUGGAAAAGCUAGAGAUGGCCUUAUGUCACAUGACCAGAGAAUUUGAGACAGAGACUCAGAGAACACAGCAUCAGGCACUGAUACAAAAUGAGGCAGGCAUGAUGGAGGUCAAAAAAUUGCAGCAACUUCUAGAAAUGAAGGAUCGUGAGAUGAACCGAGUGAAGAAACUAGCCCGGAACAUCCUAGAUGAGAGGACUGAGGUGGAAAGGUUCUUCCUAGAUGCUCUGGAACACGUGAAGCAGGAGAUCAUAGCCAGCAGGAAGCACUACAAGGAAAAGGCCCAAACUGCCUAUUACAGAAAAAUGAUGGAUGCAUGUGCAGGGAAGGAAGAAUUUCCCAAAAUCAAAACAUUCAAAAGCAACAUAAACAGCACAAAUAGUGUAUACAAAGACCUAGAAGAAGCAGAGAAAUGCAACUGGGAAAAAAUCCAGUUUGAAAAAGUUGAUAUCAGUGAGUUGACAUGGGAACAAAAAGAACGUGUUCUAAGAUUACUUUUUGCCAAAAUGAAUGGUACAAAUCUAUGGAAAUACAGCAAAGAUUUGGCCACUUCAGCUCCAGCUCCCACUGAUACUAGAGAAGAAAACAGAGUUGGCACAGAAAAUAUUCCUCCCAGCCUAACAUUCAUUACACAGCAGGCUGAAUUAUCAGAGUCAUCAUCAUCUGCACUAAUCCUUCCACAUAUUCGGAUGUUCACACCAAAGACUAAGGCAGCUGUACAUUUUGAAUGAACAAGACCAACAGCCACUGCAAUUACUCUCAUUGGCACUUUUCAUUUGUGAAGUCAUCUUGUGAGCGAUGCUGCAAUUCUAAAUCCCGAGUCUGCUACAUUGCUGCUUUGACUACUCGUUUGAAAUUAGCCUGAAAUAUGACUUAAGUAUUUUCUUCCUUCUUAAACAAAAAUUUUAUUCUUUCCCAAGGCAGGAGCUAGGAUGACCCUGUAUACAAUCUAGAAUUUGGAUUACUGGUUAGAACUCUCUAUAAUAUAAUUUGAUGAAGAUAUCUUUUCACUUUGUAAUAAAGUCAUUUAUAUGCAGCAUAA